CAACGGUAGAUCCGAUAGCAACUCCUGCGGCGGUCGAAGCCAUUUGGCCAAAUAAACCCGGUCCUCUCUGGACUUGUGUGCUUUGUGGAGGAACCACACUGCUCGACGGUCUAGCGGCCGGCACGUUUGAACGAGAAGAUAAGCCCCCACUUGGGGACGAGCGCGCUCUUGAUCGGCCACGAGGCAUCUUUUUAAACAGCCAAAAACAAGCCCAGUUUCUUUCUUUAAAAAUGACUGAUUUUUAACAGAAUUUCUGACGAAAUAAAAUAGUUCGAUGAUUUUGCAAAUUUUUAUUUUGGAUGUUUUAUGAGCCCGCAAAUUUCGGGUUCACUUCGGAAAUGGCCGUAACUUUCACACACUUUCAAUUUUCACAGUAAACAGUUGUUUGGUGGUAUUAGUUAUUUGAAUUUUAUACAAAAAAAAAACCCAAAAGAUUAAAGCAGUAAACAGAUUCGACGCAACUCUGACACAAUGUACACAAGCAAGUAAAGUGUUCAACACUGACGCUCAAGUGAAAUAAUGCUGACGUCAGCAAUAACAUUUUUCAAUUCAAACAACAUAAUAUAAAACUUUUUAAAGGAGAAUAAUUUUGGUUGAACACUCGUAAUAGUGAUCUGAGAAACAUGUGAGCCAGUCAGUUCUGUAGCUUUCUAAGUUUUGAUUUUAGAUCGAUAAUCGGCAUAAUCCGGACGAAUCUUUACAAAUCUUUACUGACUUUACACAGUUGUCGUCUUGGGUGCUCUGUGGACUGUGGUUUCAAAUGAACAGCCGAAAAAGAAAAUAUUGACAUAGUCAAUAACUUGCCAAUGGCAACCGCGUCUAAUCAAUAUUUUCUGCUUUACUAUGAAUAUAAACUCCCUAAAAUAGCAGAGAAAUAAAGCAUCUUCAAGUCUUUAUUGAAUAUGAGUCGCGAAAGACUGUCUACGCCAAUUCGUUCACCGACUAGCGCGGACGAAAAGCCACUUAGUCGCUGCUCAUCUGCUGAGAUAGCCAAACAGGUUGGUAGUUUAUAUACAUGAAAUAUGGAUGGUACCUUAGAGCUUUAGUCUUUUUUGCAUUCAUUAUGCUGGGUUUACAAAGCCGAGUUACUUAAUUUUAAGGCUAUUGCUAUCCCAAUGAAUAUGCCUAGUUAGCUAUCACUGAGUAUUAACCAUUAUAAUGUAUGUCAUUUGCAAGUUCAUGGGUUGUGCACCCGAGAAAAGACUACUCUAAAAUUAACUCAUCUAAAUAAUAUUGGAGAUUCUCAAUGAGGAAUAAUUAUUAAAGGAAAGUUGAUCUAAACUGUAGCCGUGCACCCGAUAAUCUUGCUUGUUCGAUACAAACCUCACACUGAUACAUACCCUUUAAUACCAUUAUUCAAUAUAACAGUUGACCACAUAUUGCCCAUUUUCUCAGCAAAAUGCCAAUAUGCCUGUCUACCGAUUGUUCUGCGUGGACAUUAUGGCCGAUGAUUUUACCACAUUAAUUUGAAUAAUCACUCCCUCACUCUUGCAAAAACCAAAAACUUUAUGCAGACCAAGUUUACCUAUUAACUAACUUGACCAAGCUGUUAACCCAUUGAGUGGCAGCACUCUCCCCCUGACAAGUAAAAUCAUCUGGAAUUAGACAGAAUAACCAGAAAUUUCUUAUUUUUUGCUUUGUUGCUUACAUGUUUCCACUUCCAGAACCAAGACAGUCACUAUAAAGUUCAUUCUGCAUUGUCAAGGAACUCGAGAAAUUUUAGCUGAAAUUUCUAGUAAUUGACCCAUCAUGUCAGAAAUUUUACCACAGUCAGAAAUUACUGAUCGUCCCAAAUCACAAUCGGCUUGAUUCUGGAUGGUUAAAACCGGUUGACCAUCCCAGCCCAACUAACUCCGCCCACUCAUAAACUGACUAACCUAACCAUUAAACAAGCUAGGAGCCAUGACUACUUUCUAUCUUUGCAAAUUUUGAGGGAUUUAAAUGAUCAGUCCCCUAAUAUGUCAAACAUAGCUUCCCUAAUAUAUCAAACAGUAGUUAACUAUUGGGCCAAGAUGGUAUGGGCCAAGUUGGUCAGUGGGCCAGGGGCGGAGCGAAGACUAUCCUUUUCGGGGGGGUGCAAGACAACUUUUUGCCGACAAAAGGGCGUGGUAGCACGUUGUUAGGGCGUGGUCAAAACGAACCGUAUUCAUUUUUAAGUGAUGUACAACGACGAAGUCUGAGUAGUAAGAUAAUUUAUUUUUAAAAUACUAAUAGGCGAAAUAGUUCCUUAAAAUACAUGGAAUAAAUGCCAAAAAAGCAUAUCCAAUCGUCAUCAAACGACCGAUUACAAACUAAACACGUCAGUUUCUCUCUCUUCCGUUUGCGUUUUUGCUUGCUACUGUCCAUUCUUUUAAAUCAUCUUCGUAUUUCUCAUUGUAUAUAAGACCGUUAGGUGUAAUUUCUAAGACCUUUACUGGCUUUACAAAAUUAUGAAAUGAAGCGCAGACGCAUCAACAGUCAACACGCACAUGUGCUUCGAGUUUCCUAUGGUAUCAUAUUUCACAAAAUUGCAAGAAAAUUUAAUGCUAUUAAAUAGCGUAUUAGCGUAAUAAGUUCUUGGCCAAUUUGGCUGAAUGUUCAGAAAAGAGCCGAGCUUUCAGUCGACAUAUCCAUCUUUUCGAUCUCGCAUUUUCUACAAAUUUUCUACAAACAAUCUCUCUCCAAUCAGGUAUUGUCUAUUGGCUUGAUCCAAUUCAUUUUGCCGACAACUGAUUUAUUGUGCCGACGGACACGGCAUUGGGUACGCCCCUGCAGUGGGCUGGCCGAGUUGACACAUCACUGCUUUUAAUAGAAAGGAACCAUAUUAUUAUUUAACCACCAUCCCAUAUUGUCAUUUUCCUUGUUAGAAAGUGUACAACAGUUCAACAGGUGGUCAAUUACGACACCAGAGAUCUGGUAUUCUGAAUAGAAAUGAAAUCAUGACAGAAGAUGACGAUGGGUGGGAUACAGACCUUGAGUGCGAAGGUAGGAGAAACGCUAGUUCAAGUAAUGACACCACAAAAGUAAAAGAACUGUUUGAGUUAAAUGAGCAUAUAUGUAAGAGUGAUACUGACAGGAAUCUUGCUAGGAUUCUGCCAGAAUUAUGCCAGGACGAGAUGUCUUGGUAUGAUAAAACCAGGAUUCUAUCAGAAUCAUUCCGGGAUUUUUUCAGCAUCCAAGAUUCUAUCAAAUCAUUUCAGGAUUCUACUAGAAUCAUUCCAGGAUCAUCCUAUCAGAAUCAUUCCAGGAUCUUUCUAAGGAUCUUACCAUAGUCUUGAGGAUCUUUCCCAUAGAUUUCUUCAAAAGAAUUCUAAUAAAAAAUUCUAGAAAUGAAAGAGGACUAUGAUGUGACAGGGAGGACAACGUACAUUCAAGCAUGCAAGAUGAAUGGUGUCAUACCAGUGUCAUAUUUUCUCAGAAAUUUACAAAAUCCUGAAGUUGACAUGAAGCAUCAUGGGAUUGGCGCAUCUGGCACCAAAGCAAUUGCGAUAGCACUGGUGGUAAUAUAUAAUUUAAAUAAUUAUACAGUUAUGGAAUUUUGAUUGAGUCCCUGAUUGAUGAUUGUUAUUGAUUGACUAGUUGUUGAUUAUUGAUAAAUAAUUUGCUUCAUAGAAUGACUAUUUGAUUCAUUGACUAUUAAUUAAUCAUUGCUUGAUUAAUGUAUCAUUUGUUGAAUUGAUUACUACAAAUCGUGGCUAGAUUUUGCGUACGUCAUAGCCCCAAACCAUAGCUAUAAGGUUUGCUGAAAACAGUCAUGCUUUAUAGCCAUAAACCAUGAAGAAAGCUGAUCCAAAGAUUGUUUUAGUAAGUGCUGGAUCCAAAGAUUAUUUGGGCUUGUCAAUAUGUAAGUGAUGCUUGGUGGCCCUCUUCCACAACAUGACAAAUUUUGUGUCCAAAGAGGGCCAAUUAACAAGUGUGGACCUGGGGAACCAAAAGCAGCCCCCCCCCCCCUCCACCCUUAGGUUAGUUAAUUAAAAGCUUCCCUGAUUGGAUGUAGUACAUAUUGUAAUAAUAAGAAUAUUUUAAAUCUUCAUUUAAGACAAACACAUGUGUUGUAUCACUGAACCUUGCCGACAACUCUCUCGGCCCUGAAGGAGCUGGAUUCAUGGCCGAUAUGUUGAAAGAAAAUUGUUAUAUCUCAAAGCUUGUAAGUUUAUAAUUUGUAGCUAGAUUUAUACCAAAGAUCAUCCGAUGCGACAUCCACACGAGGGAUUUCAGAGAACAAUUGAGCACGGGCUGUCAAAAAAGCUGUAAUUUUGUCAGAAGACAAUCUUGAAACCCUGGAACAUUUGCCAUUGAUGAAGAAUGAGAAACAUUUUGAAUUUUUCACACAAGGAAUCAUGAUAUCAUACUUUCUUAUGUGUCAUUUGAGAUUGUGAAGUAUUGUUCUAUGUUCAAAUUUGGUGUAAUGUACGCUCAAAUUUGCCAUUGUUUUUAUUCCACGCUAUUGAGGAACAUUUGAAAAGGCAAAUUCAAGAUAGUGUGCUUAUGAGAAUCUCUCUCAUAAGCACGCUCAUAUAUGCUUAUUAUACAAGCACGCUCAUAUACCAAAAUCCGAUGGUACUGUUGGUGCUCAUGAGCAUACUGGAUCAGUUUUGGUCAUAUAUGAGCGUGCUUAUGAGAAUCCCGUAUUGUGGUGUCUCAUAAGCACGCUCAUAUACCUCGUGUACCUGGCCUGGCUGGGCACAUCGUUCCUUGCCCCUUCUCGUUCUGAUCAACAGUAUGUAUGUAUUGUCUACCACAUAGUUUAAACCUUUUCCGUAUAGUUAGCUAAAGAAAAAAAACAGUUAAAAGCAAUAAAAUUUCAAUUUUCAUCCAGGAUUUGUCACAAAACCAGCUUGGUAGUGAAGGUGCAAGAUUUGUGGUAGAUGUCUUGUUGAAGAAUUCUGUUGUGACAUCGUUAACACUCAAAGGUGAGCGGUUUAAUAUGUUCUGUAUUUAACAAAUAUAAAACAUUUUCCGUGUUGAUGUACAGUUAUAUCAACACGAGUGGAAUUGGGAAAACGAGAAAUUGUAUGGAAACACGACGCCCGAAGGGCGGAGUGUUUUCAUACAAUUUCGAGUUUUCCCAACUUCCACGAGUAUUGAUAUAACUAUAUAUCAAUACGGAAAAAAAUGUUUUAUAUUUUUUUUAUAAUAUAGCAAUGUCAAAAGCCCGAAGGAUAAGAAAAAUUUCUGUGUUUACAAGCGGCGGAAAAUUACCCGUGUUGACAUUGAGUUAUAUCAACACGGCGCUUAGCCAAUCAGCGUUCAGAAUUUACAAAUGCUAUAUUAUAAACGUAACUAUGCACCUGUAAUGAGUAUGUACAUGUACUGUGGUUUUGUAAUAGUUAACUAAAUAACUGGCGUGAGUAUUAUUUUGAACUAGUUGCAACGCCAACACAUGUAAAAUAUAAUCUGAUUUAUACAUUCCUGUAUUGUAUUUUUGUCUAUUCUUACGAAG
Messenger RNA from Paramuricea clavata, 5422 nucleotides. The record is from the annotation of a GenBank genome assembly. NCBI's taxonomy places the organism in Eukaryota, Metazoa, Cnidaria, Anthozoa, Malacalcyonacea, Plexauridae.